This is a messenger RNA of Gastrolobium bilobum, 1555 nucleotides long. Its product is annotated as G-protein coupled receptor 1-like. The transcript is spliced from 9 exons. Gene Ontology annotation, molecular function: G protein-coupled receptor activity. Gene Ontology annotation, cellular component: plasma membrane. Gene Ontology annotation, biological process: cell surface receptor signaling pathway; adenylate cyclase-activating G protein-coupled receptor signaling pathway. The record is from RefSeq and is a predicted model, not a curated record. Bases 112 to 1068 code for a protein of 318 amino acids. Lineage: Eukaryota; Viridiplantae; Streptophyta; Magnoliopsida; Fabales; Fabaceae.
UCGGUUUAGAUGCUAAUGAUUAUGAAAGAACAAGUCUACUAUAUUGGACUGUAUGGCGCGGGAGAAGAAGGUUUAGACUUGCUGAAUAAGAAUUCCGAUCACUGAUCGGCGAUGGCGACCUCUGUGGCAGUCGCCGGAAUUCUAUCAGCACAUGAUCGCCGGAUUCUGACAGCUGUCAACGCCGGAGCCUCCAGCCUUUCUUUGUUGGGGUCAGGCUUCAUUGUACUCUGCUACCUCUUCUUCAAGGAGCUCCACAAGUUCUCCUUCAAGCUUGUGUUCUACCUCGCUCUUUCCGAUAUGCUUUGCAGUUUCUUCAGCAUCAUAGGGGACCCAUCCAAUGGAGUCUUUUGUUAUGCUCAGGGCUAUAGCACACAUUUCUUUUGUGUGGCAUCUUUCCUGUGGACUACAACAAUUGCUUUUACCCUUCAUCGUACUGUUGUGAAGCACAAAACAGAUGUUGAAGAUAUGGAGGCCGUGUUUCACCUGUAUGUCUGGGGUACUUCCCUAGUUAUGACAGUGAUGCGCUCGUUUGGUAAUGAUCAUAGACAUUUUGGCACAUGGUGUUGGACUCAAACAGGUCGCACAGGGAAGGCAAUGCAUUUUGUAACAUUUUAUGUACCACUCUGGGGUGCAAUUUUAUACAAUGGAUUUACAUACUUUCAAGUGAUACGCAUGCUGAAUAAUGCAACCCGUAUGGCAGUUGGUAUGUCAGACCGAGCUCAUGUCUCAGAUGCAAGAGAUAACAUGAGGGCUCUGAAUCGGUGGGGAUACUAUCCACUUAUUCUAAUAGGAUCGUGGGCUUUUGGCACUAUUAACCGUAUUCAUGAUUUUAUUGAGCCUGAACAUAAGAUAUUCUAUCUCUCGCUACUUGAUGUUGGAACGGCUGCUCUUAUGGGCUUCUUCAACUCAAUUGCAUAUGGCCUCAAUUCUUCUGUUCGUCGGGCAAUUUGUGAAAGACUGGACAUGUUCUUGCCGGAGAGAUUUCGCAGAUGGCUCCCCGACAAUCUUAAGUACAGGAACCAGCAACAAGAAAGUGAACUAGUCUCGUUAAAAAUUGACGACCAAUGAUAGUGAAUGCACAUAUUUUGAUCCUCCACAUCAUAUUUUGACAUGUCUCAGUCUAGUUUACUGAAAUGCUGUAUUCAUAGACAGCAGAAGAUCUUCCGGCAGCAUUCGUUCCAUGCUAUUUGUUGCACUGCUGCCUUGCUCAUGUGAAUCAUGUCAUUCACAGUGAGUUUUUUACUGAUGACUGUCCUUCUCGAAUAAAUCAGUGUAUGGGCCACUUAUUUGGAAUCUGCACUUGGAAGCCGUUAUUAUGUUUAAAUCGAAGAGUCGUUGUUUGUGGCUGCAGCAAGUGAAAUUUGUUCAAAAAAGGUUAAACGUCUAUCGGAGAUUCAUCUUUAACAAGUUUUAACUCUGAGCGUUACUUCAAGUUCUUGUAUUUCUUUCUAAUUUCUGAAACUGGACAUUUGUUUAAUUUUGUAGUUGUAUAGGUAGGUGCACUUAACAAUUGUUACGAAUUGCUUAACGUUUUUUUUAAAAAAAAAAUUAAAAA